Messenger RNA from Monascus purpureus, 2634 nucleotides. NCBI's taxonomy places the organism in Eukaryota, Fungi, Ascomycota, Eurotiomycetes, Eurotiales, Aspergillaceae. The record is from the annotation of a GenBank genome assembly.
AUGUUCCGGUUUCGUCGAUAUCGGCCGUUCAUCGUCAUCGCGGCGGUGUUCAUCUUGGCCUUCUUCUACUUCGCUCGCGCACCCGUGUGGUCUCCUGUGACUCCCGAGGAUCUUCGUAAACCUGUCGACAUUCCUCAGCCUCCGUCUUCUGAUACGAAGGAAGCAAUUCCUCUUAGUCCCCCUAAUUCUCCGCCGCCGCCGCCGCCACCUCCCGCUCACGAUCCUAUUCCCGAGCCGGCAUCAGAUAAGCCAGCAUGGACACCCGAUUUCAAAACCUCUCCUGAAAAGACUGAAGGCUCUCAAGAGAAGCCUACCGUUUCUCAAGGGGAAGCUGAUAUUCCUGUUGAUAUGCCCAGCAAGCCCCAAGUACCUUCCAGCGACAAGACUGUUCCAGAGCCACAUUCACAACCGAAAGAGGGAGGCGAGCCGUUCGCAGAGGAAGAGGAUUUCUCCUCCGAGUUUGGUGCUCAGGGGCAAGGACGAUUGGAGGUGACUCUCCCUGAUACUGGUUUGCCGGCUGUGCACUGGAGAAAACUUCCUGAAAACUUCCCCCUCCUUACGGGUAAUAUUAUCCCACUGCCAACUGGUAGGCCAAAGAAACUCCCGAAGCUCCAGGCUCAGUUCAAAGACGAAUCAUCCGAUGAAAAGUUCGAGCGCCUCCAGAGACUGAGCACCAUCAAGAGGGCCUUUGAGCAUGCCUGGAAUGGAUAUAAGACUCAUGCCAUGGGCCAUGAUGAACUUUAUCCCAUCAAGGGCGGAGCCCGGGAUCCAUUCAAUGGAUGGGGUGCUACGCUUGUGGAUUCGCUGGAUACCCUUUGGAUUAUGGACAUGAAGACUGAGUUUACUGCUGCGCUCGACGCGGUCAAGAAGAUCGACUUCACUACGAGUCCCCGUAAGGAUAUACCCGUUUUCGAAACGGUUAUCCGCUACCUGGGCGGUCUUCUUGGCGCAUAUGAUAUCUCUGGCCACAGGUACCAGGUCCUGCUGGAUAAAGCUGUUGAGAUAGGCGAGAUCAUAAUUGGCGCCUUUGACACGCCAAACCGGAUGCCAGUUCCCUUCUACCACUGGUCGCCUACCUAUGUAUCCCAGGCCCACCGUUCAGAUGUCCGAAUCGUUCUUGCGGAAUUGGGAUCUCUUUCUCUGGAACUGACUCGUUUGGCUCAAUUGACAAAUCAAAACAAGUACUAUGAUGCAAUUGCGCGGGUUACAAAUGAACUGGAGAUUCUGCAGAACAAGACGAAACUCCCGGGAAUGUGGCCUCUCAGGAUUGACGCUUCGGGAUGUGUAAAGAACAAGCCGGUGACUGACUAUGAACUUACGGAUGACGAUGACUCGGUGGACUCCGGGAUGACUCUUAUUCAACCAAAGGAUGUCCCGACAGACGUGGAGGGUCGCAAGACCUUCGCGGAGCGGAAGGAUGGCAGUGGUCUCCUUGCUGACGACGCCUCGCCUAUUAAGAAUGUCGAACCUCGAACUCCAAAAAACUGCAUGGAAGGCUUGAAUACUCCACUGGACACGCCGGAUACUUUCUCGAUGGGAGCUCUUGCUGACUCCACGUAUGAAUACUUACCGAAGGAAUAUAUGCUGCUAGGAGGUCUCAACGAACAGUAUCGCACAAUGUACGAGAAGGCCAUGGACACCGCUAGAAAAUAUCUCCUUUUCCGUCCUAUGGUCAAGGACGAUCGCGACCUUCGAUUUACAGCUGAUCUUACCUUGACAAAGCCGAUUGAUGAAGAGGAUCCUAAGAGCCUGUCCUACAGCUAUGAAGGAGCACAUCUUACUUGUUUUGUCGGAGGCAUGUUCGCAGUUGGCGCCAAGGUGUUUGGAAUCGACUCUGAUCUAGAUACAGCGGCCAAACUCACCGAUGGCUGUGUAUGGGCGUAUGAAUCUACGCGCACGGGAAUUAUGCCCGAGAAGAUCCAACUCCUGCCUUGUGAAAAUAACGAAACCUGUCCGUGGGAUGAAGCACUAUAUAGAAAGGCUUUAGAUCCGAACCCAGAACUAAGAGCCGGAUGGCUCCAGGAGCAAAGGCGCGAAUCUACAGUCCGAGUUCAGGAACCACCAGCGGCAAAUAGAUCUUUUGUCCCCACACCGUCACCUAGCUUCCUGCCUCUCAUUCAUAAACGCGACACGGAUCCUUCUUCGGCUGCAGUGAAAGCAGAAAGCACCCCAACUCCGAUCCCCAAGAACGUUGACGACCUUUCGGAUAGAAAUGUUGCGACGACGCCUAACCAAGCCCCCGUCAUUUCUCACGAAGAUUUCGUCGAGGCGCGUAUUGAGAAUGAACGACUUUCUUCAGGGUUUGUGAGGAUCAUUGCCCGUCAAUACGUCCUGCGUCCUGAGGCCAUCGAAUCUGUGUUCAUCAUGUUCCGCCUGACUGGCGAUAACUACUGGCGACAGAAAGGUUGGAAGAUGUUCGAGGCGGUCGAAAAGUACACGCGCACCGAACUGGCCCAUUCAGCCAUCCAGGACGUGACUGUUGAAAAGCCAGCGUUCAGGGAUGAAAUGGAAUCGUUCUGGCUUGCAGAGACAUUGAAGUACUUCUAUCUUCUCUUCAGUGAUCCAACCGUUGUCAGUCUCGACGAAUAUGUCCUCAACACCGAGGCCCACCCGCUUAAGCGUCCUGAGUAUUGA